GUGAAGCCUGACCUUCCAGUGCCACUUGUAAGAAGCCAUCCACUGGUCGGAGGAAGAUGGGUGACAAUGGCACCUUCUCCCAGGUCAGCCACAACAUGCUGUCCACAUCGCAUUCUCUGUUCACAACCAACAUCCAGGGCAGCGAUGAACCCACCACCAUUUACGACUAUGAUUACAGCGCGCCCUGCCAGAAGAGCAGCGUGAGACAGGUCGCCGCCGGGCUCCUGCCUCCGCUCUACUCACUGGUGUUCAUCUUUGGCUUCGUGGGCAACAUGCUGGUCGUCCUCAUCCUCAUCAACUGCAAAAAGCUGAAGAGCAUGACUGAUAUCUACUUGCUCAAUUUGGCCAUCUCGGACCUGCUCUUCCUUCUCACCAUCCCAUUCUGGGCCCACUACGCCGCGAACGGGUGGCUCUUGGGGGAGGUGAUGUGUAAGUCAUUCACGGGGCUAUAUCACAUUGGGUAUUUUGGCGGGACCUUCUUCAUCAUCCUCCUGACCAUAGAUAGGUACCUGGCUAUCGUCCAUGCUGUGUUUGCUUUAAAGGCCAGGACGGUCACCUUUGGGGUGGUGACAAGUGGGGUCACCUGGAUGGUGGCUGUGUUUGCCUCUCUGCCCAGGAUCAUCUUCACCACGGUGCAGAUAGAAGAUUCCUUUUCCUCCUGCAGUCCUCAGUUUCAACAAGCAUGGAAGAAUUUCCAUACAAUAAUGAGGAGCGUCUUGGGCCUGGUCCUGCCCCUGCUGGUCAUGGUCAUCUGCUACUCGGCCAUCCUCAAGACCCUGCUCCGCUGUCGAAACGAAAAGAAGAGGCAUAAGGCUGUGAAGCUCAUUUUCGUGAUCAUGAUUGUUUACUUCCUUUUCUGGGCUCCCAACAACAUCGUCCUUCUCCUGAGCACCUUCCAGGAGUCCUUUAACGUGAGCAACUGUAAGAGCACCAGUCAGCUGGACCAAAUCAUGCAGGUUACAGAGACCCUCGGGAUGACCCACUGCUGCGUCAACCCCAUCAUCUACGCCUUCGUCGGGGAGAAGUUUAGAAGGUAUCUCUCCUUGUUUUUCCGAAGGCACAUCGCCAAACACCUCUGCAAACAGUGCCCUGUCUUCUAUGGAGAGACUGCAGAUCGAGUGAGUUCCACAUACACGCCUUCCACGGGGGAGCAAGAGGUCUGGGUUGGCUUGUAAAUGAGUAGCAGUUUGUUUCUUACUUUAAAGGGGGAUGGCAAUCUGUACAUAAUAAGCCUCAAGGGUCUAUUGCUGAAGAGAGGCCUGUGAGUCUCUGAGGCGAGUCCCCGGGGCCUCAGGGUAUUGAGCACCACCUACAGACUUCGUCCCUCGCUGUGUAGCCAAUGCGCACUCAGGGGAUAUUCCAGAACAACCGUGGAUAGAGACUUCUCCAGCAAGCUCCUCCCAGUUCCUGGAACACACCACAUCUGGAAAAUGCUUCUGUGCUUCCCUGAGCCUUCACCUUUGAUUGCUUCUCUGGCUCUGCAAUGCUAUACCUUUGGUCAGGGGCCCAGCUGGACACUGGCAGAUGGCAUGAGGGCACGUGGGGUCAGGGCUGAGUGCCAGGGGUGGGGGGUGUGGUCAAGGUGUGAGCCUGGAAGAGGAGGAUGGCAAGGGCUUCCCUAAGCCCAGCCAGACAGCCCCACCUCUCACCCUUGUUAGCUUGGAAGGCCUCACCUGCUCAGGGAGAGCUUGGGGACUGCAAAACUCUUUGACAGCUUCAUUUGGGUCUGAUCGUCCUCUUCUGUGUAAAUACACGAUCCAUUUUUCUUUGUUGGCGAUUUAUUUGUGACAACCACGCACCCUACAUUUGAAAUGUGUUAAGUAUCAGGCACUACUGUUGACGUGCGUCUUUAAGCCACAUCCCCCUAUGUAAAAAUGUAUGAACAGUUUUGUUUAUAAAAUAGGUGUCAGCUAUGAAGAGAUGAAAAAUAAAGCUCUUGUUUGCUGUGCCCAGGGAAAGGGGAGGUUUGCUGGUAGUGAUGGGGAGAAGGUAUGAAGGCAGAUGAGAUCCUGCCUCAGGAGGGCAGGGGCUGUAGUGAGAGCUCAGGAGGAUGUGUGAGGCCCAGCCCAGCAAUGUUUCCAGAAUCAGCUAGGAGAAGAGGCCAGGAAGGAUGUGUCAGAACCAUAGAAGCCUCAGGUCUUUGGAUCUGCCUGUCCCUGCUUCCUGCCACCCUGGCCCCAUCUGUCACCUCACCCCCAGCCCCCAGCCCCGUCUCCUGCCCAGAGGACUGCCCUACACCUGAGCCACUUCAUGGAGGUUCAGAAGAGUAGCCUUGGGGAGUAUAAAACGGUACAGCCAGAACCCUCAGGGGGCCCUGGAGAGGGGGAGCAAAUAUGUGGGGGCCCUGGGGUAUAUUGCCAGGCUGGACAAGGAGCCAAGACUUGAGAGAAGUCCUUGCCUUAGAAGUCAUAUGCCAGCCUGUGAAUCUCGGGAUCUAACCAGAUGGGGCAAACCUACACAAGAAAGACUCUGGAUGGGUCAGGGAAGUGUUUUCCAAACUCCCUUCAAGCCCCUCAUUUUUGGAUACAGGCAUAGAGUUUGCAUAUGUUAAAAAAAUCAUAAUAAAGUAAAAAACAGAAGUAAAGCUGAAACUAUAACUUACAAAUGGGGCAGAGUAUCAUUUUAAGAGUUGCUAUUAUGUCCAGCCUGAAUAUACUGUAUUAGUCCUAGAGAGAACUCUGGUUGUGAGCUUAAAAUGUUGGAGCCUGUGGUAUGUUUGGGAGACUACCAAUUCAACAUAAAUAGUUGAUCAGAGAGUCCGGUGUCUGCGGUCUACUGCCUACUAGCCUAUGAUGACGUAGAGUCUAACUGGGACCAUUUGGAUAGUAGCACGCACUCCACAGGUCAUAUCUUGGCCUUGCUGCCACAAUCCUUGUGUGUCAUUAUGAUGCCUAGGAAGUCAUGGAUCUAAUCAUCUUCAAAUGCUUCAGUGCUUUGCAGACCAUUCAUGUACAAACUGUCUGGUUGGGUGUGGGAACUCCUAAAUCACACUGACCCCUAAUCAAACUUUUAAACUCGAUUUGUAAAGGAAGGGAGUUGGGUCACUAAGUCAGCAAAGACUUUUGUCUUGGCUGAACCAAGUUAAGAACGUACACACGUUACCCAGUGUAUUUCUGAUAUGACCCAAGCAGGAAACACAGGACUUCUGGAACCUGGCAGCUUGGGAACUGUAAGUGACAAUGGUUCCCCUUUCCUUCUUUGUGGCUAGAGGUUUCAGAAAGAAGUGUGUAUGUUUGGGGUUAGGGAGAGCAUGCUUCACUUUCCAAUAUCUGUAGCAUCCUAAUGAAUGCAUGAAAGUUUGUUUGGAUGAUGAAAUGUAAAUAUUGGGGUUAUUUUUGUUUGUUUUGCUUUGUUUUUAAAGAUUUCAUUUAUUUAUCAUGAGAGGCAAAGAGGAAGACAGAAACAUCGGCAGAGGGAGAAGCAGGCUCCAUGCAGGGAGCCCAAUUUGGGACAUGAUCCCAGGACUCCGGUAACAUGCCCUGAGCUGAAGGGAGAUGCUUAACCGCUGAGUCUCCCAGGGGUCCCAAUCUUGGGUUUUUUUUUAAGCUAUGAUUUGGAAAAUAAAUUAAUGUCCUAACUACAUUGUUGUUUACAAAAUGAUCUGAUUAGGACUCCCCCCUGCUGCACCCCCACCACAGGCUCUCGCAACCACUAUUCUGUUCUAUACAUCCAUGAUUCUGACUAUUUUAGAUAACUCAUAGAAGUGGAAUUGUGUAGCUUUUGUCCUUCUAUGAAGGUUUUAUUUCACCCAGCAUAAUGUCCCCAAUGCUCACCCAUGUUGCUGCAUAUGGCAGGACAUCAUUUUUUAUAAGGGCGAAUAAAAUAUUCCAUUGCAUGUAUAUGCUGCAUCUAUUUUAUACAUUUAUUAAUGUGCAUAAAAUUUCAGUUAUACAAGGUGAGACAUUCCAAACAUCUGCCUGACAACGUUGUACAUGUUGAUGCAAUACCGUAUUGUACACUUAAAAAUCUGUUAAGAGGGUAAAUGGCAUGUUCAGCAUUCUAACAAUAAUAAUAAUAAAAACUGCCUAUUUUGUUAUUC
Nyctereutes procyonoides (raccoon dog) is the source of this 4039-nucleotide messenger RNA. RefSeq names its product C-C motif chemokine receptor 2 (gene CCR2). The record is from RefSeq and is a predicted model, not a curated record. Bases 57 to 1175 code for a protein of 372 amino acids. Gene Ontology annotation, biological process: G protein-coupled receptor signaling pathway; positive regulation of monocyte chemotaxis; blood vessel remodeling. Gene Ontology annotation, cellular component: cytoplasm; membrane. Lineage: Eukaryota; Metazoa; Chordata; Mammalia; Carnivora; Canidae. Gene Ontology annotation, molecular function: C-C chemokine receptor activity. The transcript has 2 exons.